ACAACUUCAAAAUACUAACAAAAUAAGAAAUUUAUUUAUUAUUUAUUAUUUAUUUUCUUUUCAAUGAAGAGGGAGCGGAUAUGAGCAGCAGCAGCAGUAGCAGCAGCCAUGAUGAUGAUCAACCAGUGUGGAGCAACCAUGGCCGCCAAGCCUGCAUGGCUUCAAGCCCUCAUGGCCGAGACUUUCUUUGGCGCUUGUUUGCUUCAUGAGAACCGCCGCAAGUGCGAGAAAAACGUGUUUUGCCUGCAUUGUUGUCUUAGUAUUUGCCCUCACUGCCUCCCGUCUCACCGCUCUCAUCCUCUUCUUCAGGUCAGACGAUAUGUUUAUCAUGAUGUAAUUCGAUUGGGGGAUCUUGAGAAGCUCAUUGACUGUUCCCAUAUUCAGCCGUACACCAUCAACGGCGCCAAAGUGAUCUUCCUGAAUUACCGGCCACAGUCACGCCCAUGCAAGCAAGGCGCCUCCACCAACGUUUGCUUCACCUGCGACAGAAUUCUCCAAGAACCCUUCCAUUUCUGCUCUCUCUCCUGCAAGGUGGAUCACAUGGUGUAUCAAGGGGAGGAUUUAUGUGGAAUUUUGCACCGGUUCGACGAGUCGGAUUUCUCGUACGCACAAUUCGAAGGGCUUAGAGGGGAGGGGCUAAAAGGGUUAGAUGAGGAUGGUCAAAUAACACCAAAUUCCAUGGUUGAGGACUCAUCGCAGUUCAAUGAAGGCUCGUCUUGCUCCAAUAUCAACGAUUUAAACCCCACCAACGUCUCGUCGGGAACUCAUAUCUUCAAAAGAAAAAACAAAACCGCCGAUUUCCUUCCCGCCGGCAUCGUUCUAUCACUCAGUAGUAGAAGAAAAGGCGCCCCUCAAAGGUCUCCUCUCUCUUAAACCCCAAGAUUCCGAUACCAUAUUAUUGAAAUUAAAAUAAAUAAUCUAAGCUCGGGUUUGUUUAUUUUAUAAAUGAUUCGGAUAAUUGUGUCGUGUCGCCGUUCAUGGUCCUAUUGUCGGGUAAGGGCUUGGCUUUGGCGGGUGAAUUACACGGCGGUGGGUGCGGGUAUUUUCCGACGACUUCGCCGGCUUUUUUCAGGUCGGGUGGUUUUGGAGAUAUUUCUUAUUUGCACCCACCAAUUUUGUAUUAAUUCGUGUAAUUUAUCGGAACUUGCACGUAAAUUAUAUAUUGUGCUUUGGGUUGUU
Cucurbita moschata (crookneck pumpkin) is the source of this 1179-nucleotide messenger RNA. RefSeq lists its product as uncharacterized. The record is from RefSeq and is a predicted model, not a curated record. NCBI's taxonomy places the organism in Eukaryota, Viridiplantae, Streptophyta, Magnoliopsida, Cucurbitales, Cucurbitaceae. Bases 109 to 873 code for a protein of 254 amino acids. The transcript has 4 exons.